CAUUUUAACGUUUGCUAUACUCCAUAUUUUCUGCUGCAGCGAAAGCGAAACAGGGGAGACCAUGGAGAUUCCACUCAAGCAUCCUGAUAAAUCUCCUUUAAUUCCUUUCCUUCACGCCAUCUCUCCGCUUCCCACCUUCUGUUUCCAAUCUCUUGGAAGUCCGGUGAAAUGCAAGAUCUUCAAUGCCCUGCAUCAUCAGAUGCAGCGCAGCAGAGAACUCGUUGCGGUAGCAAAAGAGAACAUUAACGUUUCAAUUUCAACCAGCAUAAACAACUCGAAUGAUUUCCCAAACAAGACUAGAAUCGGAGAGGAGCCUUCUUACGAUUUCUAUAACAACUCAAUUAGCAAUUCUUGCAAAGCAGGGGACAUUGAUAGUGCUAUGGCGUGUCUUGCUCGAAUGGAGGCUCUGGGGUUUCAUCCCAACCCUGUAUCUUACGCUUGCUUGAUUGAUGCUCUUGGGGUUGCGGGCAGGACUUGGGAAGCUGAAGCAAUCUUUCAAGAAAUGAAUUCUUCUGGGAUUAUGCCAACGCAGAGAGUGUGUAAUGCCUUGCUCAGAGGGUAUUUGAGAAAAGGCCUCUUAGGGCUUGCGGACAGGGUUUUGACUGUAAUGGCUGAUUUGGGUAUUAGAAGGAAUCAGGAAACAUAUGAGAUACUGCUGAAUUACCACGUCCAUGCUGGGCGGUUGAAAGAUACAUGGUCUACUAUCAGUAGUAUGAAGCGGGAAGGGUUUCCGAUGAACUCAUUUGUGUAUGGUAAGGUUAUUGGUCUUUAUAGGGAUCAUGGGAUGUGGAAGAAAGCGAUUGGGAUAAUAAAAGAGAUAAAGGAGAUGGGGGUUUCACUGGACAAUCGGAUUUAUAACAGUAUAAUUGAUACAUAUGGGAAGUAUGGUGAAUUAGGUCAAGCCUUACAAGUGUUUGAGAAAAUGCAGCAAGAAGGUAUAAAGCCUGAUAUAACAACAUGGAAUUCUUUGAUUCGGUGGCAUUGUCAGGCUGGGGAUCUAUCUAAAGCUCUAGAGUUGUUUACUGAGAUGCUAGAACAAGGAUUAUAUCCUGACCCAAAAGUUUUCGUUACCAUCAUUAGCCGUUUGGGCGAGCAAGGGAAGUGGGCUAUGAUAAAUGAGAAUUUUGAGAAAAUGAAACGUAAAGGGCACCGAGUAAGUGGGGCGAUUUAUGCAGUUUUGGUUGAUAUUUAUGGGCAAUAUGGGAGUUUUCAGGAUGCUGAAGAGUGUGUACGUGCUUUAAAGGUGGAGGGUCUUCAACCCUCAGCUAGCAUGUUUUGUGUGUUAGCAAAUGCUUAUGCUCAACAGGGAUUCUGUGAGCAGACAGUGAAGGUUCUUCAGCUCAUGGAAGCAGAAGGUAUUGAACCAAACCUUGUAAUUCUGAAUGUUUUGAUCAAUGCGUUUGGCAUUGCUGGAAGGCAUUUGGAGGCAAUAUCAAUCUAUCACCAUAUGAAAGAAAGUGGUAUAACUCCUGAUGUAGUUACCUACACUACACUUAUGAAGGCACUUAUGAGAGCAAAGAAGUUUGAUCAGGUACAAGGGAUUUACGAGGAAAUGGAAUCCACAGGAUGUACUCCUGAUAGGAAGGCUCGGGAGUUGCUGCAAACUGCAUUAAUGAUUCUGCAACAGAGAUCUUGGUGGCACCAACACCAUGUUAUUUCCCUAAUUCUGCUGUCAAGUAAACGCCAGAGUUGAUGGACAACAGAGAUUUUUUGUGCUAAAGCUUAGAUUAAGCAGGCGGGGACCUGAGGAACAUUCGAGUUAUGAAGUACAAACACUUAGCUUAGCUGGAUUCUCAGUUCAUGUAAAGGAAGAAGUUGAGAGAUCGACUUCUAUUGAUCGACCCAUUGAUUCCUUGCCCAGACUUGCAAGCCCUUCAAGAGGUGGUAUGAGACCAUCAACUUGUUUGACUAUAUUUAGAAUUGCAUUGCUCAAGUCUGCAGAAUGAAGGAAAACAAGACAAAGAAAGGCAGUAGAAGGAGAAUGGGAGGAGGAGGAAGAAGAAAGGGUGUGUAUAUAUACAUCAAGGCUAUUUUUUUAGCUCCUGGCUGUAAUAUGUACUCUCGAUAUUUUGAAAAACAGAUGCAUUUCAAAUUUGUGCUG
This is a messenger RNA of Malania oleifera, 2101 nucleotides long. Its product is annotated as pentatricopeptide repeat-containing protein CRP1, chloroplastic. Gene Ontology annotation, molecular function: protein binding. The transcript has 5 exons. The record is from RefSeq and is a predicted model, not a curated record. Bases 62 to 1693 code for a protein of 543 amino acids. NCBI's taxonomy places the organism in Eukaryota, Viridiplantae, Streptophyta, Magnoliopsida, Santalales, Ximeniaceae.